Dermacentor andersoni is the source of this 1377-nucleotide messenger RNA. Its product is annotated as dnaJ homolog subfamily B member 6-like. NCBI's taxonomy places the organism in Eukaryota, Metazoa, Arthropoda, Arachnida, Ixodida, Ixodidae. The record is from RefSeq and is a predicted model, not a curated record. Gene Ontology annotation, molecular function: Hsp70 protein binding.
UCUCCGGAAAGUCGACUAAAUUUGCUCCCUGUGGACAGCAAGCCCCCAGCAACGGCUGCGAGCCAUGGGCGAAGACUAUUACCGCGUUCUCGAGGUUGGUCGCGACGCCUCGCAAGAAGAAAUACGACGCGCCUACCGGCGGCUGGCACUCAAACUGCACCCGGACAAGAACCCCCAAGGAAAGGAGGCGGCCGAGGCGCGCUUCAAGGCGGUCUCCGAGGCGUACGAAGUGCUCUCGGACCGAACGAAGCGGCGCCAGUACAACCAGUUCGGCAGCAGCGCCUUCAACGCUCAGCCGCAGACCGACUCGCCCGGCAGCAACUUGAGCGGCGGCGCGUACGCGUUCACUUUCCGCGAACCGGAAGAGGUGUUCAGGGAGUUCUUUGGCGCGGCCAGCGGUCCGUUCCAGGACCUGGUCGGCCGGCCCGGCCAACCGGGUAGGGCCAAGAAGGCGCGCGGCACCACCGUCCUGACCGGCGGCCUGCCUUUCUGGCCGCAGAGCUUCGGACCCACCGAGCACUCGGGAUUUCUGUACCACGUGGACGACGUGCUCUUCGCCACGCACGUGCCGGGCGGCAUGAGCGUGGCGCCGGGCUUCGCGGGCAUGCCGACGCAGGAAAUGUCCUCCGCCUGGUACGAGGGCGGCAAGCGCAUCGAGACGCGUACCACCAUCGAUGAAAGCGUGAAGACGGUGCUGCGCUUCGAGGAUGGCGUGCCGGUGUCGCGCGCUGUCAACGGUCUCGUGCAGGCAGUCAUCGAGAACAACGAGGUCGUUCAAGGUGGUGCGCUCGCUCAGCGAAAGCCUAGCGACAUCGCAGCCGCGCCGCCGGGCCCCGGAGGUGCUCCGGUGCUCGGCAAGCGCGCCUCGCAGGCCAAGAUCGCACGGACGGCGCCGCCCGCCAGAGCCGGUAGUCCGCGCCAGAGCGAUGCCAAACCGGGGCUCAAGUCCGCUUCUGUUCGCGUCCCGAGCAAAAUAGGGAAAAGCCGCGCUCGCUCCAAGUCCACAGGUGGGCCCAAGGACGCCUUCAAGAGCUCCAAGCCCGCCAAGAAGGAAUCCGCCGAUGGUGCGGCUGGCCCGUCGGCACCUGCCGCACCGCCGAAAGGAAAGGCGCCCAAGUAGCCAUCACAUUGACCCCGUGAGAUUGUAAGGCGUACCCAGGAAUAACGCCGCUGGCGUUCUUACGGACGUGUGAGAUCGAAGGUUCCCAUCAUGCGCCUUUAGUUCAGUUGCGACGUGUAUAGUGUAGCGCCGCAGUGAAGCUUUGGAUACAUUUACUCCCGUUUGAAAACGUGCUCAUCGAAUAGCUAUAUGUUAAUUAGCUAUUGUUUCAGAGUAUGUAAUGUUGGUACGCGACCGAUAAUAGAAUAAAACCUCAA